CUAUAUUCAUGAAUCACGUGCUCUGAGAUUUCACUGACAGUCCUUGGAUUACUUUUAAGUUGUGGAAGGACUUUGCAUAAAACAAGAUGCUUAUCAAGGAAUACCACAUCCCUCUUCCCAUGAGUGUUGAGGAGUAUCGUAUUGCACAACUCUACAUGAUACAGAAAAAGAGCAGAGAAGAGACUUCUGGAGAAGGGAGUGGUGUGGAAAUCCUUGAGAACCGGCCGUAUAAUGAUGGUCCAGGUGGUUCUGGACAGUACACCCGCAAAGUAUACCAUAUUGGUAUGCACAUCCCCAGCUGGUUCAGGUCUAUUUUACCAAAAGCUGCAUUGCGUGUUGAAGAAGAGUCCUGGAAUGCUUACCCCUAUACCAGAACAAGAUAUACCUGCCCCUUUGUGGAGAAGUUUUCCAUUGACAUUGAAACAUAUUAUAAACCUGAUUCAGGCGAUCAGGCCAACGUAUUUAACCUCUCAACUGCUGAAAAAAGACAGAGGAUGAUUGAUCUGAUUGAUAUUGUCAAAGACCCCAUUCCACCUAAUGAAUACAAAACAGAAGAGGACCCUAAAUUGUACAAGUCUUUCAAGACAGGAAGGGGGCCUCUAUCUGAUAACUGGAUACAUGAAUGCAAGAAUAAGCCUGGAAAAAUGCCAAUUAUGUGUGCGUACAAACUCUGUAAAGUAGAGUUUCGAUACUGGGGAAUGCAGUCCAAAAUAGAGCGAUUCAUCCAUGAUGUGGGUUUAAGAAAAGUCAUGCUGAGAGCCCACCGCCAAGCAUGGUGUUGGCAGGAUGAAUGGUACGGCCUGACCAUGGAGGAUAUCCGGCGACUGGAGCGCGAAACACAACUCAUGCUGGCCCAGAAAAUGGCCCAGUUCAUGGCACAGUUUAAUUUAAACAACAGUGAGGCCGAGCAAACUGGUCCAACUCAAUCUUCCAAUGAAAGAGAUCAUGACGUCAACAAUUCUAUCAUCAAUCCAGAGCCUGACAGUGCCAACAUGAAGGACUACAGUGACUCGUUAACGGAAAGAUCACUAACAAAACAGUGGUCUACAUCAUCCAAAUCAUCACGUUCUUCAAAAAGAGGAGCCAGCCCUUCACGUCACAAUAUAGCAGACUGGCGAAUGCAGAGUAUUGCUCGAGAUUCUGAUGACAGCUCUGAUGAUGAAUUCUUUGACGCACAAGAAGAUUUUUCGGACAAUGAGGAGAUCUUCCCUCAAGAAAUCACAAAGUGGAAUUCAAAUGAUCUUAUUGAUAAAAUUGGAGCAGGUGAAGCGGAGCAGGGCCAAAGUGACAUGUACCAAGGACAAUUAACAGAUUGUGUUCCUACCAAUGCUGAGCAGCUCAAUUAUAUUGAGAUACACGUUAAAAAUAAGAGUGUCAGUACCUGUAUACCACAGAUUACAGUUACAAGUGUUCCAACAGAAGGUGCAUCACAGCAGCCUUUGCAGGCCUGCAAGAUUCAUGUCCUUGUCCUCGUUCUGCAUGGUGGCAACAUUCUGGACUCUGGCAGUGGAGACCCAACCUCCAAGCAGGCUGAUGUCAACACCAUAACUUCUGUCUUUGACACGGUGAUGAGAGUACACUUCCCUGCAGGCCUAGGUCACAUAGCAGUCAAGCUGGUUCCGUGCCCGGCCAUCUGCUCAGAAGCCUUUUCACUGGUAUCAAAGUGAGUUUUCCAGCUCAUGUGGUGCAAAGGAUAUAGUUAGUGGCCAAAAGAAAUACAAAGUUUACAGCAUUCUUGGUAG
Rhincodon typus (whale shark) is the source of this 1742-nucleotide messenger RNA. Its product is annotated as membrane-associated phosphatidylinositol transfer protein 2. Gene Ontology annotation, biological process: phospholipid transport. The record is from RefSeq and is a predicted model, not a curated record. Lineage: Eukaryota; Metazoa; Chordata; Chondrichthyes; Orectolobiformes; Rhincodontidae. Gene Ontology annotation, cellular component: cytoplasm. Gene Ontology annotation, molecular function: phosphatidylcholine binding; phosphatidylcholine intramembrane carrier activity; phosphatidylinositol transfer activity. The transcript has 10 exons. Bases 87 to 1667 code for a protein of 526 amino acids.